AUGUCGUCUGUUUCGUCAGCUAUGAAGCGGAAAUCGUCAUUAAUAUCGGAUACCCCUUCGAAGAGGGCUCCGAGACAAAUCCCAGUGUCCUGCGAGUCGUGUCGAAAGAAGAAGCUCAAAUGCGACCGUACCCAUCCAUGCAGUAGCUGUUCAGCUCGCAAAAUAACCUGCAGCUACGGUGAUUAUGGUCCCUUCGGAGGCGGUACAGCGACAGAGAAUGCCAUCCAGACUACCCAGCGUUCCCCGUCGGCGGCUGAUAGUGCAUCUCCCCGCCGCCAACAGCGUAUCAUGACAUACCAGACGCCCGAGGGUUAUCACAGAAUCGGUGAUGAUCCGCUCGCGACAGCUGUGCGCCUAGAAAAUAUUAUGAUGUCUCAUCGAGUUCCAAGUACUGUUUCGGCUGCCGUAAGAAGUCAAUUAUCCCAGUCGCAUGUUAGUACGCCUAUCUCUCGUCGGGGAUCUACACCGGGAAGCCUGUCAACACUCAUACACGGAUGCUCUGCUUCAUCCCAGAACCCUACCAAUAUACCCUUGAUAUCAUAUUUACCUUCAAGGUCCGAAAUGCUAGAUGUAUUCGAUUACUAUUGUACCCAUCUCGAUUACCAAUAUCAUCUCGUCAUACCAUCACGAACCAGGCAGGAUAUUUACAAGGUUUAUGCGAAUAUUAUGGAUGGCGAAUUUUGCGACUUAGGAAUUCUGGCACUAUUAUUCGGUAUUACGUCUGCUACUUUGUUCUUCCGGCUCCUAUCGACCACAACAACGGAGGUUGCGGAAGCAGCUAGUAGAGAAGCAGCUUUCCUUGCAGGAGCAGCUCUGAUGCAAGGGAACUACAUGACCUGUCCAACCGUCGCUGGCUUGCAAGCUACGCUCAUAGUUGGGCAUCACAUACCCGGUCUUACUCUAGACGCGUCCGUCUGCGCUUACUUCGUUCCGGGAACCAUGAUAAGCCAAGGAAAGAGUCUCAAACUUCAUAUUAUAGACUGCCCAAGAUGCGAAGAGGAGCGGAGAAUAAAUGGUUGUGAUGAAACAGAGCUGGAACUCAAAAGACGCCUUUGGUGGGAUCUGGCAAGCUACGACUGGCUUCUUGCAUUUUUAAGCGGACCGCAAGAAUUCACCUACUCCAUUCGUCCACAACAAAUGAAUAUACGACUACCUUUGAAUGUCGAAGAUGAUGAAAUCGAAACCGGAAACGAAAAGCCUCUUUCCACGCCAACAACCGAGAUAUGCCGGGAGAUUGUCGACCGGACCGCGCCGGAAUACCUACAAGGUUACGAGGUUUCUUACGACAGAGUCCUCGAAUUAGACCGUAUGCUCAAUGAGAAGCACGCAGAGCUACCAGACUUCUUUCGCUUCGAUCAAUCUUCUCGUCGAAAAUAUGCCGAUCUCUACCGCGACCGACCGCAAAUUGCCUGGCAAAGUGCAUUCAUACAACAAGGAUACCAGGCGCGUCUUUGCCGACUCCAUCGCUGGCAUUUUAUCCGAGGCGCAAAAGACCCUCGAUACUCUUACUCGCAUGUUGUCUCACUACAAUCCGCACGAAAGGUUUUGGAGCUGAAGCGUAUUAUGGACGAGGAAGAGCCUAUUCUACAAAUUAAUAGUUCAUUCUGGGCAGUCAUGCAUCAUGUGUUCAUGUCGGCUGUUACAUUGCUCAUUAAUAUUUGUUUCAACUGGGAUGACAUCCUUGCAGAGAAGCAGAAGGAAGAGGUUCUUGGAGCUUGCCGCAUGCUCAGUCGCGCGCAGCAGGUUUCCUCAAUCGCCAGAGAGGGAAUAAAUGCCAUGAUGGGUACAUUGCGGAAACACUGGAUACAACAGAAAAGACCAAUGUCUCAUCUUUCUGGGUCCCAACCAGAACCGACUUUUCAUGUUGAUCUCCAACAAUUAACUCCGGCAAGCUCCAACGUAGAGCUGAAUAGCAAUGCUCAGUUUAUGCAGCCAGCGGAAUAUCACGUAUCAUCUGGCCAGGAUGCUUUAAACUUGCAGAACACCGACUCUGGCGAAGUUCCACUGGAGGAUAUGUUCAGCGAAAUGCUUGAUGAUACUGGUAAUGUCGAGCUUGAUAGCAUCGGGUGGAUGGAAUUGUUGAGCGAAUUGACGCAUAGCACGAUGCCAUAUUGA
Molecule: messenger RNA, 2115 nt
Organism: Penicillium angulare
Lineage: Eukaryota; Fungi; Ascomycota; Eurotiomycetes; Eurotiales; Aspergillaceae
Product: transcription factor domain-containing protein
Exons: 3
Coding region: 1-2115 (704 amino acids)
Biological process (GO): regulation of DNA-templated transcription
Molecular function (GO): DNA-binding transcription factor activity, RNA polymerase II-specific; zinc ion binding
Source: RefSeq, a predicted model, not a curated record